CUCACACCACACAGAUCCAGCAAAGCUACAGGACAAAGACAUGAAGCUCUACGGCGGUUAUAUAAAAGCUUUGCUCUUUCUCAUCAUCUUCAUCCUUUUCAACACCUCAGGUGGAUCAGGUGAAAGUACACUGAGCAAGAUACUGAAGAAAAGAGAUGUCCAGCGCAGACCUGCAGGCGAACUUGUGAUCCCACAGGUUAAAGCUAAGGAAUUCCUAUCAGCUAUCCGGAGACCUCGGAGAAACCUGUGGGACCGCAGCCGUCCAGAUGUCCAGCAGUGGAUCCAGCAGUUCAUGCACAUGGGUUACGAUGAGGCUAGACUUGAGACAGAUCUGGCUUACUGGAUGGACCACGCCAAAGCUAACGAUCAGGGUCGACAGCAUCAUUACGAUGAGAACGCUGCAAUGGCAGGGCAGGAUGCCAGCGCCAUCAGACAUGGAGCCAAUGUCAACUAUGAUUAUUAUUAAUCAUAAUCUUCAAAUUAGUAAAUAAGUACUUCUUGUAAAUGAGUAUUAUUGUUUUCUUAAUACAGCACGGUAAAUAAAUCUAGGCCUUUA
Molecule: messenger RNA, 556 nt
Organism: Clarias gariepinus (North African catfish)
Lineage: Eukaryota; Metazoa; Chordata; Actinopteri; Siluriformes; Clariidae
Gene: ecrg4b
Product: ECRG4 augurin precursor b
Exons: 4
Coding region: 41-466 (141 amino acids)
Biological process (GO): central nervous system development; G1 to G0 transition; regulation of cell population proliferation
Source: RefSeq, a predicted model, not a curated record